AUGUUUUCAUCAUCAGGGCUCAAAAGGAAGGAGCAGCCAACACCAACGCCCGCAUUGCAAAGUGAAGGCGAUGUCAUGAAAAUUAAACCACUCGGCGCUGGCAAUGAAGUAGGAAGAAGUUGUAUUUUAUUGCAAUAUAAAGGAAAAACUGUCAUGUUGGAUGCUGGCAUCCAUCCAGCUUAUAGUGGUUUGGCUGCUCUGCCAUUCUUUGAUGAAAUUGAUCCCGCUGAUGUUGAUUUGUUGCUUGUCACCCAUUUCCAUCUGGAUCAUGCUGCUUCAUUGCCAUACUUUAUGGAAAAGACUACUUUCAAAGGCCGUGUGUUUAUGACGCAUCCCACCAAGGCUAUCUACAAAUGGAUGCUUAGUGAUUUCGUCAAAGUCAGUCACGUCGGAUCCGAAGAACAACUAUACGACGAACAAGAUCUCAUAAAAUCCCACGACAAGAUCGAAGCCAUCGACUACCACCAAGAAACCGAAGUAGAAGGAAUCAAAUUCACUGCCUUCAACGCAGGCCACGUGCUAGGUGCCGCAAUGUUCCUAAUCGAAAUAGCAGGUGUACGAGUCCUCUACACUGGCGACUAUUCUCGAGAAGAAGACCGUCAUUUAAUGGCGGCCGAAAAACCAGCAAACGUAAACCCCGAAGUCCUUAUAUGCGAAUCAACUUAUGGCGUACAGUCACAUUGGCCCAGAAUGGAACGUGAGGCCAUGUUUACGCGGCUCGUACACGAUAUAGUGCAAAGAGGUGGACGGUGUCUUAUUCCUGUGUUCGCAUUAGGACGAGCACAGGAGCUGUUAUUGAUCUUGGACGAGUAUUGGCAGGCUCAUCCGGAAUUGCAUUCGGUUCCUAUUUAUUACGCUUCGUCGCUGGCCAAAAAGUGUAUGGCUAUAUAUCAGACGUAUAUUCAUAUGAUGAAUGCUAGGAUUAGGAAACAGUUUGCUAUUUCAAAUCCGUUUGUGUUUAAACAUAUAUCGAAUUUGAAGAGCAUGGAACAGUUUGAUGAUGUGGGGCCGUGUGUCAUGAUGGCUUCGCCUGGAAUGCUUCAAAACGGUCUAUCAAGAGAGCUGCUCGAGCUAUGGUGUGUUGAUAAACGUAAUGGUCUUAUUGUGCCUGGUUAUGUCGUGGAAGGAACACUUGCAAAGUCGAUAUUAUCAGAACCAGACGAAAUACCAACCAUGACAGGUGGCAAACUCCCUCGACGCUUAUCCGUGCAUUACAUAUCCUUCUCAGCACACGUCGAUUUUACUCAAAACUCGGCCUUCAUCCAUGAUGUCGGUGCACCGCAUCUCGUACUGGUGCAUGGUGAUUCAAAUGAAAUGAAUCGAUUGGCUCAAGCUAUGCGAUCACGGUUCCAAGAACGGGAUGAGUCUGUUACUGUAUACACGCCCAGGAAUUGUGAGGAUGUGGAUUUGUAUUUUAGGGGUGAAAAGAUGGCCAAGGCAAGGGCAAUGCCAGCCUCAAUGCCCAAACCAGGCACAAUAGUAUCAGGAGUCCUGGUACAACGAGAUUUCCAAUAUCGUAUCGUAGCACCUGAAGAUCUACCUGAAUUCACAUCCUUGUCUACCGUCACCAUUCGACAACGACAACGAGUGCCAUGUCGUGCGCCAUUCAAUCUAGUGAGAUGGCAUCUUGAACAAAUGUGGGGGUCGCUAGAGUAUGUGGAGACUGAAGAUGACGAGGAGGAGGCCGUCAAGGUAUUUGAUACCGUGACUGUUUCACAACCAGCUUCUGGCAUGGUCAUGCUUGAAUGGGAAGGCAAUUCAGUGAAUGAUAUGAUUGCAGAUUCCAUACUUGCUGUAGUGAUGCAAUCAGAGAGUAGUCCUGCUUCAGUCAAAGCAACGAAAUCAUCACACUCCCACCACCACGAGCACCAUGACGCUGAUGAACCUCACGACGAUGAAACCGGUAAAGUAAAACUAAAACGUGAAGCAGAACCACCGGCCAAAGUCAAGAUCGAAAAACAAGGACUCCAAGUAUCAUCAGACGAAGCACAAACCAAGCUAGAUGCUGAAAUGAUGGAUUUAGCAACUGAAUUCCUAAUCAAGCAAUACGGUGACGAUGCAGUUACACCACAACCUGAUGUUGAUGCUGAUGGAAACAUUGUUGAAGUGCAGUGGACUAUUAGUGUUGAUGAUGUUACAGCUGUUGUUACGUGGCACAAGGAUGGGACCUUGCAUGUUGAAUGUGACUCUGUCGAAUUGUCAAAGCGGGUGUCGUCUAUUAUGGCGAGAGUCAAGCGGACUCUGUCGCGAGUGGUUGAUACUUGGCAAAUGCCAUAA
Synchytrium microbalum is the source of this 2277-nucleotide messenger RNA. RefSeq lists its product as uncharacterized. Lineage: Eukaryota; Fungi; Chytridiomycota; Chytridiomycetes; Synchytriales; Synchytriaceae. Gene Ontology annotation, molecular function: RNA binding; RNA endonuclease activity; 5'-3' exonuclease activity. Gene Ontology annotation, biological process: mRNA 3'-end processing by stem-loop binding and cleavage. The record is from RefSeq and is a predicted model, not a curated record. The coding region runs from base 1 to 2277 and encodes 758 amino acids. Gene Ontology annotation, cellular component: mRNA cleavage and polyadenylation specificity factor complex. The transcript has 11 exons.